Molecule: messenger RNA, 1460 nt
Organism: Limulus polyphemus (Atlantic horseshoe crab)
Lineage: Eukaryota; Metazoa; Arthropoda; Merostomata; Xiphosura; Limulidae
Product: NAD-dependent protein deacylase sirtuin-5, mitochondrial-like
Exons: 9
Coding region: 235-1131 (298 amino acids)
Molecular function (GO): NAD+ binding; protein-succinyllysine desuccinylase activity; protein-malonyllysine demalonylase activity
Source: RefSeq, a predicted model, not a curated record
UGGUCGGUCAGGUAUAACUGUAAUGUGGGUUUAUAGCCUAGGCAGUCUAUAAGUAUAAUAUUAGUAACUUAGUAAUAGUAUGAGUGAAGGUAAAGUUUGUUAAUGUAUGCACUGUAAUAGUAAAAUAUUAAAAUAACCAAAAAAUCAUUAACGUAUUUCAAGAUUUUUUUGUACACGUACAUAAUCGGAUUAGAAUUGGUAGAAAUAAAACUAGGUUAAGAUAUUUCUUCUGAAAUGGCACUGCGUGCUUUGUUGAGACCAAUCACUGCAGCAACAACCAGAUCAAACAAAAUGACUUCCACACCUAUUACUGCAGUAAUGCGAAAGCAACCAAGCUCAGACAUGGCUGCUUUCCGUGAAGUUUUCAAAAAUGCUAAACAUGUUGUAGCUUUGACAGGAGCAGGAAUAAGUGCAGAAAGUGGAGUGCCAACAUUCAGGGGUGCAGGAGGAUUUUGGAGGAGAUAUAAUGCGCAGGAUAUUGCUACUCCAGGAGCCUUUCUUGCCAAUCCUUCCUUAGUGUGGGAAUUUUACUCCUAUCGCCGAGAUCUAGUAUUAAGUAAGAAACCCAAUCCAGCUCACAUCGCUCUUGCUGAGGCUGAGAAGCGGCUGGCUGAUGAUGAUCGUCGAUUAGUUGUCAUCACACAGAACAUAGAUGAACUGCAUAAAGAUGCUGGCACAAAGAACCUAUAUGAACUUCAUGGUACCUUGUUCAAGACUCGUUGCACAAAAUGUGGCAGCAUAAAUGAAAACAGAGAUUCUCCUAUUUGUCCUGCUCUGGCAGGAAAAGGGUCUCCAGAUCCUGAUGCUGAAGAUGCCAGAGUUGUAGAAGGAGAACUACCAAGGUGUAAGAAGUGCACAGGUUUAUUACGUCCCCAUGUGGUAUGGUUUGGAGAAUCCCUAGACCCCGAUGUGUUGAUGAAUGCACAGAAAGAGUUAGACAGCUGUGACCUCUGUCUGGUGAUUGGCACAUCCUCAGUUGUGUAUCCAGCUGCUAUGUUUGCACCAGAAGUUUCUGCAAGAGGUGUACCUGUAGCUGAAUUUAACAUUGAAUCAACAUCAGGCACAGAGACUUUUGGAUUCCAUUUUGAAGGGCCUUGUGGAUCUACCUUGCCAAAAGCACUUCAUCCCUAAAUCUGAUGAAGAUGUGUUAUUAUUCAAUAGGUCCAGUGUUCAGUAGUAUGAUAGACUUCCUCCUACUGUGCCAACUUUAAGUUUUAUCCCUGUUCUAAUGGUAUCAGCAUCAGAAACAACAUAACACUGAUUAGAGAUACUUUGGUGAAAACAUGGAAUUGAUGAUGGAGAUCAAAAUCUCUUGGAUUGAACCCACAAGUUGUCCUUGAGGAGGAAGGCUCGAUACUUCUUUAGCUUAAAAUGUCAGCAAUGCUGUAGAAAUGGUAAUUAAUAUGUGGAGGUUGCAUUUAGUUUAGUAAAAAUGUCAAAUAAAUACACUUGAGUAUACA